UGACCUUAUUCUGCAGCAGCUAAAGCUACAAAAUCCAGAAAUCCUGAUGGAAGACUGGUCGGUUCUCAAGACCGAAGAACCGCAAAAACACAGCCAAUCGUACUUACUUCUUAUCAACGAAGAAUGCUUGCCAGUCAUUGAGGCUAAUGACUGCAAGCUGCGUUACGGCAUCCGGAAGGCAAAAAUUAAAAUCUUUAAAAACGCGCCACCGGAUAAUAUUCUGGAUGAGGUUGAGGGCACUAGUAAGCUGCUAGAUGACCUCAUCAUCGAUAGCAAACCUUGUUGAUGUAUUAAUGGCCAAGGUCGUGCAGAUAAACCUGAAACACUCUAAAUGUGCCACGGAUAAUCUGGCUGUCUUACUCAGGGAGGAGGACAUCGACCUUGCCAUCAUCCAAGAGCCCUGGGUUCAUAGCUCAUGUGUCAAAGGGCUCAACAUCAAUGGGUAUAAUCUUUUUUAUGACAAAGGACAGGGUAAGCCUAGAUCGUGCAUUUUAGCAAAAACGCACCUUAAUGCUUUUCUCUGCUCUCACUUAAGUUCUUUAGAUAUAACCACCAUCCGGAUAGAGCGGAAGCUAAAACCUGCGAUUUUGGUAACAUCCGCCUACAUGCCACACGACGAUGAGGCACCUCCAGAGGGGGUACUAUUAGUCCAAAAUUUCGCGCAGACCGAGAAGCUAGCCUUGCUGAUGGGUUGUGAUGCCAAUGCCCGGCACUCCUUGUGGGGAAGCUCGGAAAUUAACGAUAGAGGUGAGUCUCUUUUUGAUUUCAUAUUAAAAUGUAAUCUAGAAGUAUGUAAUAAGGGUAACACUCCCACCUUCAUUUUUCCGAGUACGGAUGAUCGUGUAGGCUGGGAAGAGGUUUUAGAUAUU
Messenger RNA from Teleopsis dalmanni, 869 nucleotides. RefSeq lists its product as uncharacterized. Lineage: Eukaryota; Metazoa; Arthropoda; Insecta; Diptera; Diopsidae. Gene Ontology annotation, molecular function: catalytic activity. The record is from RefSeq and is a predicted model, not a curated record.